This is a messenger RNA of Orbicella faveolata, 1774 nucleotides long. RefSeq names its product sushi, von Willebrand factor type A, EGF and pentraxin domain-containing protein 1-like. NCBI's taxonomy places the organism in Eukaryota, Metazoa, Cnidaria, Anthozoa, Scleractinia, Merulinidae. The record is from RefSeq and is a predicted model, not a curated record.
AAUGAUUUCCACAACAACAGUAACAAAAAUAAAAUUAUCAGCCAACUUUAGUACCUUGCAGCUGGAUUGGACGGAGCAAUAUUGCUAAUGAACCUGAGCAUAAACAAUCAUGCAAUAAAGUUGGAUAUAUUUAUUUCCUUAGUCUUUUGCCUCAUUAUAGCGUCUCGGAAUAAUUGCUAGUUUUCACAGCUGUUGCGAGGGCACUUUCAGUCAAACGACAAUCGGCCCGUGAUUGAUAGAAACGGUUAGCAACUAUUGAGACAAGUCGUAUCAGUCUCAUCGAACAAGCUCAUCCGGACGUAUGGCAGCACAUUGUGGAGUUGAGAAGUAGACAUGAUGUACAAUUUAGAAGGGUUUAUAGAAUAUUCCUUCCUUUUCUCAAUUCUUGUUUCAGUUUCUUACAGCUGCCCUCCAGGGUAUUCCGGUACACCGUGCCAGGAUAUUCAACCUCCUGUCCUGAGUUGUCCGGGACCAACCAUAGAAACAAGCACUGACAAAGGAAAGCCAACAGCUAAAGUUAUAUGGAGCGUUCAAGUGACUGAUAAUUCAGUGCAAGUGGAUCCAAAUGCAGUGAUCCGGAUACGAUCAAGUAACCAGUCCGGACAAGAGCUUCCUAUUGGUGGUAAUGUCGUAAAAGUCACUGCUACUGAUGAGGCCGGGAAUAUGGCCACGUGCAGCUUUCACAUUGUAGUAAGAGAUUUGGAGCCUCCAUCAUGCAGCUUCUGCCCAGGAGACAUAGUUAGAGAAGAAUUAAAACGGCGAGUGAGAGUGAAUUGGGAAAGGCCCAUUUGUUCGGACAACUCGGGUCGUUGGCCCACGGUCCUCGCAAACAGACAGAGCGGUGACUUGUUUGAUGUUCCAGGUUCAUACCAUAUUCAGUAUACACUCAACGACAUGGCGGACAACGUGUACAGAAACUGCUCAUUUAGGAUAACAUUGAAAGUGAAAACGUGCCCAAUGUUUACUCCACCGCUGAACGGAGCCCUGGUUUGCAAUUCAAUCGACUAUAAUUCUGUAUGUGCAGUUUUCUGCAAGACUGGAACCGACUUUGUCUACAAUCCUCCUUUGUUGUACUACUGCUGGGGUGCAGAGUGGGGGAUUUGGCCGCCUGGGGCCGGCCAGGUACCUCCCUGGCCUGAUUGCUCUGGCAGUGUCAGUCCCUCUUGGAUUAAAAACGCUAACUUUCACUGGUACUACUAUAAUGGCGACGCACAUGACCCCAGCGUUCAAGAAGUUAUUAAGUCCCAGUUCCACGGUCUGCUAACGUCGCCCCAAAUGGUUCCUUUCUCCUUUUGCCCGUACCCAACAUGCAACAAGGAUGAGUUUACGGUCUCUCCAGGAGUAACAGGUUGAAGCUUAGCUUAAAGAAAGACUGAACUGAAACAAAUAUAAACGGGAGCCAGUUUUCGCUUGAAAAGUGAUUCAAUAAACUUAAUGUGAGGGUGAUACCAUUUUGUCUAUUCUUUUUGUGUUAUAGAAAACCCUGAUUUGGUCUGCAACAGAAAUUAUUUAAAACCUCGACGUCUUACUUUUGUUACAAAGCCUUACAGGUGUUACAAAGAGGGACGACUUUUUCAGAAAGUGGGCUGUACAUAACAAAAUUGAGAAAAGUCUACAACUCGUUGGACGUUUUAGUGUUCGUUACUUUUUUAGAGUCGGGAUUGUCAUCAGCAAUUUGACUACCAUUUUGAGUGAUUAAUUGUAAUAUCAACGUUUUUGAAAACAUUUUAGUCGUAAUUCAUCAAGAAUUCAGUAAAAAUGUUAGGCCUCAGCC